AUGAAGGCUGGAGCUCCUCGAAAAUUGGGAUACAGAACUCGUACCCAUGUGGUGGCCUUGUGCGCAACAUUCCUUUCCCAGUUGGUCCCCAAUCCAUCGCGAAUGGGAAGUCCUGAAGAGUUUGGUGCACUGGUGCAACAUAUCAUCCAGAAUCGCUAUUUGAAUGGAGAGGUGAUCCGUCUUGAUGGUUCGCUUCGUAUGCCGCCGUAA
Cooperia oncophora is the source of this 210-nucleotide messenger RNA. The record is from the annotation of a GenBank genome assembly. NCBI's taxonomy places the organism in Eukaryota, Metazoa, Nematoda, Chromadorea, Rhabditida, Trichostrongylidae.